This is a messenger RNA of Aphidius gifuensis, 1911 nucleotides long. RefSeq names its product chitin deacetylase 1 (gene verm). Gene Ontology annotation, biological process: carbohydrate metabolic process. Lineage: Eukaryota; Metazoa; Arthropoda; Insecta; Hymenoptera; Braconidae. The record is from RefSeq and is a predicted model, not a curated record. The transcript is spliced from 6 exons. Gene Ontology annotation, cellular component: extracellular region. Gene Ontology annotation, molecular function: chitin binding; protein binding. Bases 69 to 1685 code for a protein of 538 amino acids.
CGGGCCUCAUAUAGAGGGGCGAGAGGGCGCGGCUUGUUCAGACGUUUUCUGUCCCGCCGACGACAAUCAUGUCGCCAAAGUUAAUAUUUCUACUAGGAUGUCUUACUCUACUUGCCGUGAGAGUUAAUGGACAAGAUGAUGAUAGUCCAGAUGGAGUCGAUGCAACUGCAGAAGAACUUUGUCGUGAUAGACCCGGUGAUGAAUAUUUCCGUCUAAGUACAGACGGAGAUUGUCGUGACGUUGUAAGGUGUGACAAAGCAAAUGAAAUUGGAGUAACACGUUUGGCAAAUGUAAAAUGUCCAACUGGAUUGGCAUUUGAUAUUGAGCGUCAAACAUGUGAUUGGAAAACUCACGUCAAGAAUUGUGAUCGUCUUGAGAAACCACGUAAAGUCCUUCCAAUAUUGAAGACAGAUGAGCCAAUAUGUGAUCCAGGAAAACUAUCAUGCGGUGAUGGCGAGUGUAUUGAUAAAGAAUUAUUUUGCAAUGGAAAAGCUAACUGUAAAGAUGAAUCAGAUGAAAAUGCCUGCACUGUUGAAACUGAUCCAAAUCGUGCACCAGAUUGUGAUCCAACACAGUGUGUUUUGCCAGAUUGUUAUUGUUCAGCUGAUGGUACAAGAAUACCUGGUAAUAUUGAACCAACACAAGUACCACAAAUGAUAACAAUAACAUUUAAUGGUGCAAUUAAUAUUGAUAAUAUUGAUUUAUAUGAAGAUAUAUUUAAUGGACAUCGUUUAAAUCCAAAUGGUUGUCAAAUACGUGGUACAUUUUUUGUGUCUCAUAAAUAUACAAAUUAUUCAGCAGUACAAGAUUUACAUAGAAAAGGACAUGAAAUAUCAGUAUUUUCAUUGACACAUAAAGAUGAUCCACAAUAUUGGAGUGGUGGUACAUAUGAUGAUUGGUUAGCUGAAAUGGCUGGUGCUAGAUUAAUUAUUGAACGUUUUGCAAAUAUAACUGAUGGUUCAAUAAUUGGUAUGAGAGCACCAUAUUUACGUGUUGGUGGUAAUAAACAAUUUGAAAUGAUGUCUGAUCAAUUUUUUGUAUAUGAUGCAUCAAUAACAGCAUCACUUGGACGUGUACCUAUUUGGCCAUAUACACUUUAUUUUAGAAUGCCACAUAAAUGUAAUGGUAAUAGUGGUAAUUGUCCAUCAAGAUCACAUCCAGUAUGGGAAAUUGUUAUGAAUGAACUUGAUCGUCGUGAUGAUCCAACAUUUGAUGAAUCAUUACCUGGUUGUCAUAUGGUUGAUUCAUGUUCAAAUGUACAAAGUGGUGAACAAUUUGGUAGAUUAUUGAGACAUAAUUUUAAUCGUCAUUUUAAUAGUAACAGAGCACCACUUGGUCUUCAUUUUCAUGCAUCAUGGUUGAAAAGUAAAAAAGAAUAUAGAGAUGAACUUAUUAAAUUUAUUGAAGAAAUGUUGGCAAGAAAUGAUGUUUAUUUUGUCACUAUGGUUCAGGUCAUUAAAUGGAUGCAAACACCAACAGAGCUAUCAGCACUUCGUGAUUUCCAAGAUUGGAAAGAAACAUGUGAUGAAAAAGGACAACCAUACUGUUCUUUACCAAAUGCUUGUCCAUUGACAACACGAGAACUUCCAGGUGAAACACUUCGUCUUUUUACUUGUAUGGAAUGCCCAAAUAAUUAUCCAUGGCUUCUUGAUCCAACUGGAGAUGGAUUUUCAGCUAAAAAAUAAUUUUAUUAUUAUCUAAAAUUUGUGAUUAUUAAAUCAUAAUUAACUUCCACUUGUAAAUAUCCACCCGAAAAAAAAAGAAAUGAGAGAUUGAAAGAAAAAGAAAAAAAAAGUUAAACAAAUAUUUGUUUCAUUGUAUUUUUAAGAAAAUAAAAAAAAAAUUAAAUAAUAAGACAAUAAAAUCAUGUAUUUGAAGAUAUUUAAAUAUCAAUGAUAAAAAAAGGGUAAA